Messenger RNA from Vitis riparia (riverbank grape), 1539 nucleotides. Its product is annotated as ACT domain-containing protein ACR9. The coding region runs from base 124 to 1362 and encodes 412 amino acids. NCBI's taxonomy places the organism in Eukaryota, Viridiplantae, Streptophyta, Magnoliopsida, Vitales, Vitaceae. The record is from RefSeq and is a predicted model, not a curated record. The transcript is spliced from 6 exons.
GGAGGGAGGGGGUGUAUCCGGCAGACGUUAACCUACGAACUCGCCCGACAACCGUUACGACGGCGAUGAGAUGUGUUGACCGGCGACGAACAUUAUUAUGUAGGGAUCGCUUUGACGUAAGUCAUGGGGAUUUUUUGCGACGACGCCGUUUUGAUCCAGAAAGGGAACAAGCCCGGCGAACCAUGCUCCAUCACCAUCAACUGUCCUGAUAAAGCCGGGCUUGGAUGCGAUCUCUGUAGAAUAAUACUCGAAUUCGGGCUCUGCAUUGCCAGAGGAGAUUUCUCAACUGAUGGGAGAUGGUGUUACAUUGUGUUUUCCUUUGUUCCAUGCCCUAGCUCGCUCAAAAUUGAUUGGGAAAGCUUAAAAAACCGGCUUCUAUCUGCAUGUCCUUCACCUUUAUUUUCAUACUGCUUCAAUCAGCAGGAUGGUUCAUCCCCUUCUCCGGUUUAUAUGCUAAAGCUUUUUUGCCUUGACCGAAAUGGGUUGUUACAUGAUGUCACCAAAGUCCUCUCUGAGCUUGAGUUUACAAUUGAAAGAGUAAAAGUGAUGACAACCCCUGAUGGCAGAGUCUUGGACCUUUUCUUCAUCACGGAUGGCAUGGAGUUACUACACACAAAGAAGAGGCAAGACGACACAUGUGCUCAUCUGCUUGCUGUUUUGGGGGAAUUUAAUGUCAUCUGUGAAAUUCAGUUGGCAGGGCCUGAAUAUAGAAGUCAGCAGGGCUGCUCUUCACUGUCACCGGAGAUUGCAGAAGAACUAUUUGGCUCUGAGCUAUUAGACAAUAAGUCAAAUAUGACUAAACUUGAGAACGGCACUAUUACUGUAGAUAAUUUUCUGAGUCCAGCUCAUACCUUGCUUCAAAUACAAUGUCUUGAUCAAAAAGGCCUCUUCUAUGACAUUAUGAGGACUUCAAAAGACUGCAAUAUUCAGAUUGCCUAUGGUCGAUUCAAUCCAAGUGUGAAAGGCUACCGCAAUAUGGAUCUAUUCAUCCAGAAAACAGAUGGGAAAAAGAUAAUAGAUCCAGAGAAUCUGGCUUCUUUGUGUUCUCGUCUCAAGGAGGAGAUGCUUCACCCAUUGCGAGUUACUAUUACCAACAGGGGACCAGACGCCGAACUCCUGGUUGCCAAUCCAGUGGAGUUAUCUGGGAAGGGAAGACCCCGCGUUUUCUAUGAUGUUACAUGCACUCUAAAAACAUUAGGGAUAUGCAUUUUCUCGGGGGAAAUUGUUAGGCAUUCAACGUCGAAUCGGGAAUGGGAAGUGUACAGAUUCCGUUUGGAAGAAAGCGUUGAGUUUCCAUUAACAAGUAGUCGAAGUAGAAGUCAGAUUAUUAAUAGGGUUAAAAGGACAUUGAUGGGCUGGUGACCUUCAUCACCACCCUCCUGCCUUACUGGGUUGUGGCGCAAGUCUUUCUGCUCUCUCUGCUCUGUCCAUUAUUAACGUCUCAUGAUGCUGCUUUAAUUGUAAUUUCUUACUAUCCUUAAAUAAUAUUAAGGAAAUUCUCUCAAUAAAAAAGUUUCCAUGCUCUCAUUUUUAUUGUCA